AUGGCGGAGGCGGGGAGAGCCGGCGGGAGCCCCGCCGCAGCCCGCCGCCCUUCUGUCAUUGUGCCUGUUCAUAAUAGCGAACGCUGGUUAGAUGAAUGCUUGAAGUCAGUUUGGGAACAAGAUUUUAAAGAAACCAUGGAGCUGUCAGUUUUUAAUGAUGCCAGUAAGGAUGGUUCAGCCGAGAUCAUUGAAAAAUGGAAGAUCAAGUUGGAAGAUGCAGGUGUUCCAGUAAUCAUUGGUAGUAAUGAUUCAUCUCAGCCUCGAGGUGCUGGAUUUGCUAAAAAUCAAGCAGUAAUUCAGAGCUCAGGAACCUAUCUCUGCUUUCUGGAUUCAGAUGAUGUGAUGAUGCCACAGCGGGUUAGACUGCAGCACGAAGCUGCCAUUCAACACCCAAACAGUAUUAUUGGUUGCCAAGUCAGGAGAGAGCCACUGGAGUCUACUGAACGGUAUACACGUUGGAUCAAUAAUCUGUCUGAAGAACAACUUCUUACACAGGUGUUUACCUCCCAUGGACCUACUGUGAUCAUGCCAACCUGGUUCUGUUCUCGAGAAUGGUUUUUUCACGUGGGAAAAUUUGACGAGGGUGGAAAGGGCGUUCCAGAAGAUUUGUUGUUUUUUUAUAACCAUAUCCAAAAGGGCGGUGAAGUCUUUCGAGUAAACCAUUGCCUCCUGCUGUACCGUUACCAUCCACAGGCUGCAACUCAUUCUGUCCUAGAGGGAACCAUCUGGAAUCACCGAGUCAGGUUUCUUGAAGACAGAGUCCUGAGCUCCUGGACAUCGUUCACCAUUUGGAAUGCUGGCAAGCAAGGCAAGAAGCUCUACAGAAGCUUGUCACCAGCUAAUCGAAAAAAGGUAACUGCAUUUUGUGAUGUUGACGAAAAGAAAAUAACAAAAGGAUUCUACACUUAUGAAGAAUCUGAGGAGAGACCUAAACCAAAAAUUCCUGUAUGUCACUUCAGAGACGCAACUCCACCUUUCAUUAUCUGCGUGAAGCUGGAUUUGACAGGUGGAGCAUUUGAAACAAACCUGAACAUGCUGAACUUGAAGGAAGGGAUGGAUUAUUAUCACUUUAACUAAAAACCAAGCGCACUUCGCAGCUCAUGCUGAGAAUCCAGUUUGUCAG
Messenger RNA from Gavia stellata (red-throated loon), 1123 nucleotides. It is a transcript of the gene B3GNTL1, whose product is annotated as UDP-GlcNAc:betaGal beta-1,3-N-acetylglucosaminyltransferase like 1. The record is from RefSeq and is a predicted model, not a curated record. The transcript is spliced from 13 exons. NCBI's taxonomy places the organism in Eukaryota, Metazoa, Chordata, Aves, Gaviiformes, Gaviidae. The coding region runs from base 1 to 1077 and encodes 358 amino acids.